CAAGUUUGCUAUUGUUGCCCUUCGAAUUGCGUGAAUCCACUAUCAGAGCAGGAAAAUGGCCGUCGACUCCGCCCCGCAAAUGCAGAAAUCUGCUGACCCAAACGCUCGAUUGACUGAUACUCUUUGCACCAGUCUUCGGAGACGGCAAAUUGUUGGAUCCUUGAACGUGGCUCUCGCAACGGCUGCUCUCAUCCAGAACAUCGUCAGAAGCGCUAGAUAUAACACCAUCGACGAAUUACUGGCCUUAAUCAAAGCUGUUGGGCGGAAACUCACUGAGGCCAACCCUAAGGAACUUGCCGCCGCCAAUAUCAUUCGUCGAAUCCUCCGUCUCAUUCGGGAAGAAUACCGCGCCGCUGCAGCCGCCCAUGUCUCAUCCGCCCCUAACUCCAUCCCUUCUACCCCUCUUAUGGGUCCCAGCACACCAGGUAUCAACGCACCUUUAGAUCACUACCUUUCUGCCGCCCAAUCCGCCACCGUCGACGCUCAGUAUUUUCCCACUCAUAUCCAAAUGUCCCGCCAGACUUCACUCUCAAACUUUGUGGCCAUGCGUCACUCUCGAGCUCAGAUGGAAAGGAGUGGCGCCCUUAGUGGAGGGACAGCGGAAGGAUACUCAGCGAAUACAACGAAUUUGUUUGCGACCCCCAAUGGGAAUGGGCAUGGCAGAGGUUCUUCUGGAAUGGCGACGCCAAGGGCGAGUGUGGAUAGCGAUGAGUUUAUGAAGCAUAGUGCUAAGCUCAAGCCGUUAUUGAUUCAGGCCAUUGAGGAGGUUGUUGGUGAGCUGGAGACCACGCAUGAGGAUGUUGCCAAGGGCGCAAGGGAGCACAUUCACUCUUCCGAAAUCAUCUUGACCAUGGGCCACUCGAGAACAGUCGAAGCAUUCCUCAAGCAAGCCUACAAAGACCGUAAAUUUACCGUCGUCGUCGCCGAAUCUGCUCCGUCCUACCUCGGUCACUCCCUCGCCUCUUCCCUUUCCGCCUCCGGCAUCCCCACCCUCCUCAUCCCUGAUUCCUCCAUCCACGCCCUUCUUCCACGAGUUACAAAAGUCAUCCUUGGCGCUCACUCUGUCCUUGCCAAUGGUGGUUUGUUCGCGCUGUCCGGAUCUCUUGCUUGUGCUCUCGCGGCAAAGACACAUUCCAAGCCUGUCGUCGUGACUACCGGUCAAUUUAAAUUCGCGCCCGCGUGGAAUUUGUACCAUGAAUACGGAGCGGUGGAUUUCCAGGGACCUGGAGCUGUGAUUGGGGAGCAGGGGAAGGGUGGAGGAGGGGGUAUGGAAGGGGUUGAGGUUGUGGAUCCAUAUUACGAUUAUAUUAGGCCCGAGUUGGUAAAUCUGUUUGUGACAAAUGAAGGCGACCACCCACCAUCUUACAUCUACCGCUUGAUCAAAGAGGCGUACGAUGAUGAGGAUGUAGAGAUCUAGUCACAGUGACAUCAGUAUAUGCAUUUCUUCGAAUAUAAGGUAUUUUCUAUGCUUGGUAUAAA
Messenger RNA from Cryptococcus deneoformans JEC21, 1479 nucleotides. RefSeq names its product eukaryotic translation initiation factor 2B, subunit 2, putative. The transcript has 6 exons. Gene Ontology annotation, biological process: translational initiation. Bases 56 to 1417 code for a protein of 453 amino acids. The record is from RefSeq and is a predicted model, not a curated record. Gene Ontology annotation, cellular component: eukaryotic translation initiation factor 2B complex. Gene Ontology annotation, molecular function: translation initiation factor activity; guanyl-nucleotide exchange factor activity. NCBI's taxonomy places the organism in Eukaryota, Fungi, Basidiomycota, Tremellomycetes, Tremellales, Cryptococcaceae.